UGACAAGCGGCUGCCUGCCAUGUUUGUAGUCUUUUCUUUUUUCCGCCCCUCUUCUCCUUUUAGCCUUCCCUUCCAGGUCACGCAGGGUGUGUAUGCGUGUGUUGUGUGUGUGUGCAGCGCUCCAUGGGAAACAGCAAAGCGGCGAUGCUUGGUUUGAGAAGCAGCUGCAACCUGGCCUGAUGGCAAUGGCAACAGCAAAGCCUUCCCCGGAGCCUGCUGCGGAGCUGCGUCUGCAGCAGGCCCAGACUUUCAAGGAAGAAGGGAACCGCUUUUAUAAGGAAGGGCGCUUCCGGGAUGCGGUGAGCCGCUAUCACUGGGCCUUGCUGCAGGUGAAAACCCUGGAUCCAAGCGUGCCUUCCCCUUUACAAGAAUUUGGCGCUGAAAAGCCCACCAUGCUGGCUGAGCAGGAGCAGAUAUUCCACGCUAUCCAGCGUGACUGCUAUAACAAUCUGGCUGCAUGCCUCCUUCAGAUGCAACCGGUGAAUUACGAACGCGUGAAAGAGUACAGCCUCAAAGUGCUCCAGAGGCAACCAGAGAACGCCAAGGCACUCUACCGGGCCGGCGUCGCGUUCUACCACCUGCGGGAUUUUGACAGGGCACAACACUAUCUCGUGGCCGCCAUCAACAAGCAACCCAAAGACGCCAACGUGAAGCGUUACUUACAGUUGACGGAGUCCCAGCUGAGCAGCUACCACCAAAAGGAAAAGAAGUUAUACAUGGGGAUGUUUGGCUAGUGGGGAUGAAGCUUUGAAAAUACCCUGAACGUGGUAUAUUGCCAGCUUCUGGGUCUUCAUGAACCUCCGCGUGAUUAUUGGUUCUGGUGGAGACGGAUCAGAGACAGAGUGCCUUACAAAAUGACCGGUCGAGCCUGGAAGGAAUAUGAACCAUAGAUAUCUCCUGCAUUAUACUCUCUCCAGCGUUGCCACUUUGGGGCAAAAAAAUGGAUUGGGGCCAGAUUAUUUUGUUCCCACCGCAAUCAAGACAGGGACUAUGAGCUAUAUUUGCUGUUUGGGUAGACUGGGGUUUUAUUUCAUUUUGUUUUGCUGCUCUUCCUCCUAAUUGUUUCAUAAAUUGUCCUGGAAAAUUC
Molecule: messenger RNA, 1087 nt
Organism: Pogona vitticeps (central bearded dragon)
Lineage: Eukaryota; Metazoa; Chordata; Lepidosauria; Squamata; Agamidae
Gene: TTC9C
Product: tetratricopeptide repeat domain 9C
Molecular function (GO): protein binding
Source: RefSeq, a predicted model, not a curated record